CAGACAGGGAAAACGACGACCCCGGAGAGCCUAGGUGACGAGCUCGACCUCAGCAGCCCACCCCUGCCGAAGCUGCGGUACUCUCUGCUAAUGACAGGGUGGGUUUCAUCACAAAAAGAGCAAAGAGGUAAACUGACGGAAGGACUCCGUGAUAUAGACUCGGCUGUGGACUGUUUCUUGCCAUGCUGGACACGUCCAUCGUCGCCACGAGCCUGCACACAAUCGCGGCCGAGUUCCAGGAGCUGGAGCGUAUCAACUGGGUGCCGCUGGCCUACACGCUGACCUUCCUCAGCUGCGCGGUGCUGUUCGCGCGCAUCUCGGACGUCGUCGGCCGGCGCGCGGCCUUUUUGACCGCCUACAUCAUCUUCAUCGUCUUCUCGCUGGCGUGCGGCUGGGCCAAGAGCCUUGACCAACUGGUUGCCUUUCGGGCGCUGCAGGGGAUUGGCGGUUCCGGCCUCUACAGUAUCACCAUGAUCGUGAUGCCCGAACUCACGCCAGACGGGAAGAAAAAGAUCAUCGCAGGCAUCGUCGGCAUCGUCUUGGCAACUGCCGGCGUGCUGGGCCCAGUGCUGGGCGGAGUGCUGACGCAGUACGCGAGUUGGAGAUGGGUUUUCUGGAUUAACGGUCCCAUCGGCGGCGUUUCUGCCAUGCUCUUUUACCUGUCCUGGCCCGAAAAGAAAUAUCUCCCGCCGCUUGAGCGGAGACUUUGGAGGGAGGUGGAUUUCCUUGGCUCGUUCCUGUUGGUAGCAUCGGCAGUCUUGAUCGUCUUCUCAUUUCAGAAUUCCGGAUCCGAGGGCGGGACGUGGAGGGAAGCCGUGUUCAUAGCGCCGCUCGUGACAGGCGUUGCAAGCCUGGUGGCGCUCUUCGCAUGGCAGUUCUACCUGGAACGGCGGUGGGGUGACAAGAUGGCGGCGGCGAUUCCGCUCGCGCUCCUGCGCAACAAGGCGUUCACGGCGGGCAUGCUGACGACCAUGGCCGCGGGGUUCCCGUACAUGCUCUCGGUGUACGUGUUCCCCAUCCGGUUCCAGAUCGUCAACGGUAAGAGCGCGCUGGACGCGGGCCUCAUGCUGCUCCCCAUGCUAGCGGCGACGGCUGUGGGCAGCGCGCUGGGUGGCUUCUUCAACGACAAGAAGAAUCGGCUCGCCGAGACCAUGGUCGCGGCGUGCAUCAUGAUGAUCAUCGGCUGCGCGCUCGAGACGACGGCGUCGAGCGACCCCAGCCUCGAGCCAAAGGUGCUCGGAUUCCUAGUCUUUAUCGGGCUGGGCUUUGGGCUGUCGGCUACGGGUUCGACCAUGCUGGCAGCCACCGAGUCGACGAUUCAGGAACAUGCGUCGGCACAGGGACUUGUAGCGCAGGUGCGCAUUCUCGGGGGCAGCAUAGGCAUCGCGGCAUCGUCGGCCAUCUUGGGGGUCAAGAGCAAGGCGGCGGUGGAAGCGGGGGCCGUGUCGGCGUCGCAGCUCUCGCACGUGUCGUCCGAGGCAGCGAGCGUCUCGCCCGAGCAGUGGGCCGUCAUCCGGGGCGUAUACACGGACACGCUGAAAGAGGGCAUGACGGUGGGCUGCAUAGUGCUCGCCGCCGGGGUUGUAGCGUCGCUCUUUGUCUACAGCCGCAGCCGCGUCCCCAUCGAGGAGAAGUUCCGCCAGCGAUAUCGCGAGGAGGCAGAGAGGCGGCAGCGCACGGCAGCGAAGCCUUUGUCGCCGUAUGUACCGGCCGAGGCGGUUGUAUAGGGAUGGGAGAUGAAAAUAAAUAACAAUAAAAAUAAAAAGGUACUGGGCAGGUAUGGGAGUCACCAGAAGGGUUGGUUUGGUAUAGAGCAGGCGUUUAGACAAUUUUAGAUUUAUUAUUUAAUUAGGUACGGGUAUUAUACCUCUAAUUCUAGGAAUAACAUGAAAUUCACCCUCCGCACUCUUCAAUUUCGGCACUACCUAUAG
Lasiosphaeria miniovina is the source of this 1931-nucleotide messenger RNA. RefSeq names its product major facilitator superfamily domain-containing protein. Gene Ontology annotation, cellular component: plasma membrane. The transcript has 6 exons. NCBI's taxonomy places the organism in Eukaryota, Fungi, Ascomycota, Sordariomycetes, Sordariales, Lasiosphaeriaceae. Gene Ontology annotation, molecular function: transmembrane transporter activity. Gene Ontology annotation, biological process: transmembrane transport. The record is from RefSeq and is a predicted model, not a curated record. The coding region runs from base 183 to 1727 and encodes 514 amino acids.